This is a messenger RNA of Daucus carota subsp. sativus, 1310 nucleotides long. RefSeq names its product bifunctional dihydroflavonol 4-reductase/flavanone 4-reductase. Gene Ontology annotation, biological process: anthocyanin-containing compound biosynthetic process. Bases 143 to 1156 code for a protein of 337 amino acids. Gene Ontology annotation, molecular function: dihydroflavanol 4-reductase activity. The transcript has 6 exons. NCBI's taxonomy places the organism in Eukaryota, Viridiplantae, Streptophyta, Magnoliopsida, Apiales, Apiaceae. The record is from RefSeq and is a predicted model, not a curated record.
AAACUCAGCCUUAUCAGGACCACCUAACACUGGCAUUGGCAAUAACAAGUGAUAAAUGUACAUACUGUUAAUCACAAAUAUCAUCAUUAGACAAAUAAGGUGUUUAAAUAGUAGCAAGCACAAGUAUUGAAUUAAACAAAAAAUGGGCAUGGAGGGGACGAGGAUGGUGUGUGUGACCGGAGCAUCAGGGUACAUUGGUUCCUCCCUUGUCAUGAGGCUUUUGCAAAGAGGUUACCAUGUUAGAGCCACUGUCCGGGAUCCUGGAAAUGAGAAGAAGGUGAAGCAUCUACUAGAGCUGGAGAAUGCAAGUACAAAUUUGAGCUUAUGGAAGGCGGAUCUGAAGGAGGAAGGCAGUUAUGAUGAUGCAAUUCAAGGUUGUGAAGGUGUCUUCCAUGUCGCCACCCCUAUGGAACUCGUACUUCUCAAAGACAAUGUCGGGAUGGAUGAGAUAAAAUCAACAACAGUGAAUGGGAUGCUGAGCAUAAUGAGAUCCUGUUCCAAGGCCAAAACUGUCAAGAGGUUCAUCUACACCGCAUCUGUAUACACCGUCGCUAUGCAGCCUCAACCUCAACCCUCACUCGACGAGUACACUGAAGAUCAUUGGUCCGACAUUGACCUCUGCUUUAAUCAGAGGAUGUUUGGAUGGAUGUAUGCGAUAGCAAAAACCAGUGCUGAGAAAGCUGGGUGGAAAUACGCUGAAGAACACGGGAUUGACAUGGUCACUGUUCAUCCUUCCCUUGUCGUUGGCAGUUUUAUUAAUCCCUGCACAAGUUUCAGUAUCGACACUGCAGUUUCCUUAUAUGCUAAAGACGAAACUACCAUAGCUUGGCUCAAGGGCUUGCAUGGAAUCACAGCUGUGCACGUGGACGAUGUAUGCAAUGCUCACAUUUAUCUCUAUGAGCAUCCUGAGGCUAAGGGAAGAUACAUUUGCUCCUCUCACAGUUUUAACAUCUUUGACAUUGCAGUGUCACUGAGCCUCAAGUACCCUGGCAAAACUAUACCAACCGAAUUCGGGGUCCUGGACAAGACUUUUGCCCUCCCUUGUUCAUCGAAGAAGCUGAUGGAGCUGGGGUUCAAGUUCGCACACCAAAACAAAGAUGCUGGUGAGCUGUGCGCUGAAACUAUUCAGUCAUGCAUUGAAAAGGAUUUGGUAUGAUCAAGAGAACAUCAAUGAUGAUGAAUAAAUGAGAGUUCCUAAUUUGUGUACUCUUGUAUCUCUGUUAUUAGUUUGAAUUUACUGCAAAAAAGCAAGUGAGCUGAAGUAGUCGUUGUAAUCGAACUUAAUUCGUGAAAAUACUAUGCACUGUGAA